Messenger RNA from Thamnophis sirtalis, 1376 nucleotides. The record is from RefSeq and is a predicted model, not a curated record. NCBI's taxonomy places the organism in Eukaryota, Metazoa, Chordata, Lepidosauria, Squamata, Natricidae.
GAAACAAACCACCUUUAAAAGAUGAAGAUGCUGCUGAAAGGAAAGCAGCACUUGAAGCUGCUAUUAGGAAAAAAAUUGAGUGUGAGCGGAAAGCAUUGCAAGUUGUUGAACACCUGUUGGAAGAUAACAUUACCGAAGAAUUAUUUGUGGAUUGUGGGAGGCUUAUAACACCUUCUCACUAUCUGGAUGUGGUGGAAGAACGAUUUAUCAUCAAGCUAUGUGGCUAUCCUCUCUGUCAAAAUAGGCUACAGAAUGUGCCAAAACAAAAGUAUAAAAUUUCCACAAAAACAAAUAAAGUAUACGAUAUUACCGAGAGAAAGCGUUUUUGCAGCAAUUUUUGUUACAAAGCAUCAAAAUAUUUCGAGGGCCAAAUAUCCAAAACUCCAGUGUGGCUUCGAGAAGAAGAAAGGCCACCAACUAUUGAGCUGCUAAAGAAAGAGGCAAGUGGCUACUAUGGGAAGGAAAUAAAAUUAGUCGGCGAAAGAAUUGAAGCCUUAGACAUUGAAAACCCUACUCCUGCAGAAAUCCAUCACGACUCUAACUCAGGCAGUGAAAGCAACAGUGAUGCUGAGCAGGAGUUUGUUUCCUCUGUUCUACAAGAGAAUCUCUCAAAUACAGAGAAAUUGGCCGGGAAACCCCUCAAAAGCAUCCUCAAAAAAAGCCCUACCAAGAGAGCCGAGCCUCAACUCUUCACCCCAGAGGAUACGGUUGAUGAGACUUCAGCCCAACUAAACCAAGGCAGAUCACAUGUUCUACAAGAAGAGGGUGGCUUUCCUGGUACUAUUCAGGGGGAAGAACAUUGCCAUUCUCCGAACGUUCUUGAAAAUGUGCAGGUCUCUGAAAAUCUUGGAAAUAGCCCUAGAUGCUCCCAGGUAGUGUUUCUGGGAGUGAGCCAAAAAGGGGCAGACCAAUUUAAAAGGUUACUUGCUAAAUCAAAACUGACUGACAGAGGUCCAGCAGACUCCCUUGCGGCCAAAGAUAGCUUGUUAGAGAGCCUCUGGCAGACAUUUACUGAAUGGAGAAGUGAAGAGACACUAAAGCUUCUCCAUGGCUCUUGCAGAACCCCCAGUCAUCUACUGCAGCACACCCAACCAAAGGACUCUGGCAAGGAAUAUCUUGAUGAAGAUGAUUUGGAAAAUGCUAGUAGCAGUGAAGCUCUACCCCAAGAACACACUUUAAACAGCCUAGAUCAGUCUUUGCCUUUCCAGGACUCUGGGACAGCUGCCAAACCUUUACCCAGCUUUGAAAAAUUGAAAAAAGAGACAUUACAGUUGGAGUUAAAGGUGAGCGAAUUUUACAAAGGAAAGUUCACCGUCACCGAAGAGGAGGAUUUGGCAAUGCAAUCAGAAAGGGAACAGCAGAAUGGGAAGUCUCAA